Messenger RNA from Paramuricea clavata, 19368 nucleotides. The record is from the annotation of a GenBank genome assembly. Lineage: Eukaryota; Metazoa; Cnidaria; Anthozoa; Malacalcyonacea; Plexauridae.
GAUGGAACUACUGGGUAUACUGACGAUGGUCGUGAAAUAUUUGACGAGGAUUUGGAUAAAAAGCCAGCAACUGGAGGUAAAUAUAACAGUAAAUACUGUACUGUAAGUACUACUCUGUACACUAGUACAACAUUCAAAACCUCAACUGUCACUCUUUUUGUUUAUUUGUCUCCCAUACAUACAGGGCGCGAAAUAACAGCCGGUCAACGGACAAUGUCCGGCCAGAAUGCAGAGUUGUCCGGUCAAAUUCUUGCCUUGCCGGUCAUUUUGACCAGGGCCGCAGAGAGGGGGGGCAGGGGGGGGGGCGGGGGCAAAUUGCCCCGGGCCCCGAGUUGCUGGGGGCCCCUGAAAAAUUUUUGUUGGGCCCCAGCCUUUUUUGUGUGUUAAAUAUUUCCGCGCAAAGGACAAGAGAUCUGUUUUUUUUGGUCUAAGCACCGAAUUUUGGCAUGAAAAAAUGAGAUAAAGUCCCUCGAAAGCAAUUGCAACGUACUCGUCCGGAAAAAUUUUGUACUCCGGAAAAAAAUUUUGACCCCUAAAAUGGUACACUGACCGAAAAUUUUUUGGCGACGUGGGGGAGGUUGUUCUCCGGGAAAAAAUUUUUCCGGGAAAAAAUUUUUUGAUAGGGGCCCCUAAAAAAAAAUUUGCCCCGGGCCCCCGCCAACCUCUCGGCGGCCCUGAUUUUGACCCGUCACUUUCGGUAAAAGAACAAACUAAUAUUUUCUUUAAAGCUUUGCAUGGCAUUCAGGCAAAAAAAACCCAUGUGGGUUUCCUAUUUCUUCUUAUAGAAACUUAGGUAGGACUAGGGUAGGUCUGUUUUAACUUUUUUUUAAAUUUUCCUAACAACCGGACGCCAUUUUGUUUAGUCAGUGCUUCCACAUCCAAAGAUAUAUUUCCCUAAUAUUGCCUCAAAUUUCAAUUUUCCACAAACGUUUUCCUCGAAGUGGAAACACUUACAAGCAUGAUGCAAUAAAAAAGUUUAGGGUCGGGAUUUCGACGUCCAAAAGCUAGGUAGGGUCGGGAAACCGGAAACCCACAUUCUUUUUUUGGCCUCAGUAAAAAUAAGGAACAAUUUUACUGACAUAAUCUAAUGACAGUUUGGUUUACUGACGCAAUAAUUGAUUUACUGACGUAAUCUAAUGUUCACUUUUUCUCCGAAGACGGUCCGAGUAUACAUGGGCCGAAAGCUCCGAAACAAAAAUUACAGUAAAUGCAUGCUGUAACCACAAACUGUUCCUUAUUUUUAAACUAAUCUUUACUUGACUUUAUUUUACAUACGUCAGAACUACAGUACAUGAAACUCCGCGACUUCACUAACUACAGCUGUUACAAGGGAGUUUAAGAUCUUGACGACGAACUACUGAUUACGGUUUAUUGAAAGUUGUUUUUGUUAUAUGUAUGCAAAUACUAAAUGCUUGUCAUAACCGAUUUAUCCCAAAUAUGUUUUAUGUGCAUGGCUUUGUGUUCGGUAAGUUUCAUCUUUUAAGGCUGAUUUCCACUGUUGCGUUUUUCGUACGCACGCGCACGCACAUAAAACUUUGAAUCCUUCUAUUUUUUAAAUAUUUUACAAAUAAGUUAAAUGCAUACUAAAACUUGCGGAACACUAAAUUCUGUUGCUUUAUUUAUUUGGUUAUUUCAUAAGUAACAUUUAACGGAUUUAAAGUUUUACGUGCGUAUACGUACAGUACGUGUAUGAAAAACGCAACAGUGGAAAUCAGCCUUUAAUUUUCAUCAUUUCUUUAUAAAAAAUACUCUCCAACCUGCAACGUUGCGUACUCAGUUCCGGUGCUUAGUAUGUUCUUGAUUCUGUUUUACUGUUUUACAACACAAGAAUGUGAUUUUUACGCUUUAGCCAAGGUCGCUACGGUGAAAAGUAUGCUCUGGGGAUAUGUAAAUUUUGUCUGCCUUUGUUAAAGCAAUGCGAAAACAAGCUUUCAACCGUAAUCCGUACCCGUUCUUCGUUGUCGGCAUCUUAAACUCCCUACGAACUCGAAUGUGUGGACACACAAUGUCACUAAGAAAGAAUAAAGAAAAAAAUAUGAUUUUGAUUACGUUCUGUUCGUGCACACGAAGCUGUUUGAAUUUGUUGACGGUUCUCAAAUUAAAGAGCGUCACGUAAGUCCGAGAAACUUUCAGAGAAUGAGAUCUGAGCAGCUUCAGUUAAUACGUAAUAAAUAAAGAGAAAAACUGUAUAAAAUUAAACACUGACUAAGUCUAAAAUAAAGUUCAAAAUAGUGGCCGUUUGUGUUGGAACAAGCAAGCACGCCAAAGCUCACAGACCUUACUAAUUAAUGGACGUAUUCCCUAAUGAACAAAAUUUUGAACUAGACAAGUCUAGAGAAAAAUUUCAUCACAGCUUGAAAGAGCAUCACGCUUCGUUGCGAAAUGUUGUAAAAUGCGGAUAAUAUAGCCCUGUGAAGUUUGCCGUUUUCAGUCAUUUUGUAUUACGCACGGAAAAUUGAUACCUUUUUUCAGAAAGCGGUAUCAAUUUCCCGUGCGUAAUACAAAAUGACUGAAAAACGGCAAACUUCGCAGGGCUAUAUUAUCCGCAUUUUACAACAUGUCGCAACGAAACUUCGGAAUAUUACUAAUUUUGUGAUACUCUUUCAAGCUGUGAUGAAAUUUUUCUCUAGACUUGUCUAGAUCAAAAUUUUGUUCAUUAGGGAAUAGGUCCAUUGUAAGGGUUUAUGACACAGGCUACCAUGUUACUAGAUCUAUUCUCUAUUUAGUAGUUGCAUCUCGAACGAAAAAUAGCACUUCGUAUUGUACAAAUUUAAAAAACUCGCGUCUUUUUAUUGUUGUGAACGAAAUGCAAGCGGGAGCCGCCAAUGCGAGAUAGAAAGUUUUCUAUUCAUUUUGAGAAAAAGGAUCGCGAACCGAAAUUGGCAUUUCUCAUUUGCUUCCAUGCACGGUGACCAAUGACCAUAUCUCAAAAUUUCCAUAUCUCAAAUCUUCACAUGUUCGGAUUUUGACGGGAGUUUCGCACCUCCUGAGAUUUUUUUCACCUUCCCUGAAAAGUCAUGCACAUUUUAAACGUGGGAACUAUAAUGAAGCCUUAAAGCUAGUGAGUGUGUAUAUGUUUCAACUGAUCGUAAUGUUUCAUUUGUAGCUCCAAAAAGAGGGCAGAAAAAGAAAAUCGUAAGUGCAUACAUAACUAUAAUGAUAACAAAGACAAAGUACAGUGCACAGUCCUUGUUAAACCCAUUUAGGUGUCUUUCCAAAUGUUUACAGUAUAACAUGUUUAGCAUCUAUUUUAUUUGACCAUGAUUGUAGAAUGUGAAGAAGCCUACUGCUCAGCCAAAAACCAUCAAGAGUAUGUUCCUCAUGGGAUCAAAAUCAACCAAGUCUGACCAGGCGAGUGUUUUAAAGUUGUUUACUUUAAAUUAAGUAAUUAACGGGAAGUGAUAACAGGCUAUUGCCCAUUUGAUACGGAUAGGGGAUCCCAGGUACUGUACCUUCGAUUUUAACGUCCUAACCCGAAAAUCUAACCAUUUACUGAUGUCAAUGCAGAGGUAGCACUUUCUCCUCAAUUAUUUUAAGACCUUGAGUAGAGGUCCGACCAAGGAUUUUGAACCCACGACACCACACAUGCUGGUCGACUUUGUUGUAUCGAUCGUCAGACAUUCGGCAAAUUAUUGAAUCCCAGUCGGGGAAUUGUUUUCGUAGUCGGCAAAACUUGAAUUGGAUAGGAAGGGAAAAAACUGAAAAUAUAUGAGUUACACUGAUUAGAAAUUAAUAUUUAAUACCAAAAAUUUUACGGUACGUUGAACAGAAAGGAGAAGAGAAUAAAUGUCCCCAACAUUACCAUUAUUUGAGAUGGCCGAAUCUGCAUGUUCGCCGUUCUGUUACGUUUUACAUUAUCUUCUGUUUGUAAAGUUUUACAGUGCUUUUUAUCACGUACAGUAUAUGCCUGACUGGACAGUUGCUGUAGCACAGUACAGUAAAUUUGGUUGUUUAAGUACAGUAGUGGUAUAUUCGAAAAUAUGGCUGUAUAACAACCUCGACAUGUCUACAGACAUAUUUAACCAUGACAUUCAACUACAGGUAAAGUAUUCUGAAUAUUUUGUAUUCAGAAUUAAUUAAUUAAAUCGUUUCAAGAAAUCGACACGCGCUAAAGGUAGAAGUUCCGGUAAUCACUACUCGAAAAGCAGACAAAGUUUGGUCAAGCAGAUUUUUUAAGGUGUUGCUGGACACCACUAUAGGUGGGGUGCGCACCCCCUAGUACGGAACUUCCAGCCGAAAUAACAUACAGUAUAUAUAUUUAUUUUUUCCGGUCCGUAACGUAAAUUAAGCGUUCUGAUUGGUUGACGAGAGGUCCGUAUCACACAAUACGGACCUCGCGCGUUUCGCGCCAAAACAAACCGAGGAGUGAAGACACUUUACAGUACUGCCAAGAAAUAACUUGUCCCCGCGUCUGCCCGCGUCCUGCCUCCAGAGCGCCCGCGUCUUGCGUCCACUCUGCCCGCGUCCUGCCUCCAGAGCGCCCGCGUCCGGCCUCCACGACGCCCGCGUCUUGCGUCUGCUCUGCCCGCGUCCUGCCUCCAAAGCGCCCGCGUCCGGCCUCUAGUUAAAAACUGCGUCCGCUUGGACGCAGUCGUCGUAACAUAAUCGGAAAAACGAACUAAUAUUUGCAUCAUACUCGUAGUUUGUCGUGAGAAUACAGAUCAGUGUCACUGAUCGGAGAAGCAAAGAAUAAAAAGUUGAAUCCGAAAUCGAGUUUCAUUUAACCUAAGCGUUACACUUAGUAUAACCAUUUUAUAAUGUUAUACGUUAUACUACAGUAAGCGUAGUGCUUUCACAAUGCAAUCAGACGUAAUUGAGUCGCGAUUGAAGCGUAUAUGACUGUAUAUUGGAGCGUAAAAUAGACAUAAACUAUAUAUUAAUAUAAUGUAGCCACAUAUACUAAACUCAGUGAGAUCACGACUACAACGAGUAUAUAUCUCGCAACACAUUCAUUUGCUACUCAAAUUCAGACUUACCUCGUAGAAGAUUGCUGAUUAGUUGAUAUGCAAUUCUGUAUUUGAAUGUUAUGUCUCCGUAACUCGUCAGUAUAUUAAAACGAAGAUGCUCAUUUACAAUAUACAUAGUGCUUUUGAUUUUUCAUAUAAAAUACCAUUACUACGAGCCACUAUAUAAUUUUAUUUCCAGCAACAAGUUUGUGUUGUUUUUCCAAAGCAGUAAAUGCACAUGGUGAUAUGUCAUAUAAAUUGAUAAUUACCAUAUAAUUUCUGGAUAAAUGACUUCUCUUAAUCCCUUAAUGGAAUACCUUUACAUGUCCAGGAAACAGUCUUUGUGUUUCAACACGGUUCAAUGACUGUGACUCAUCGCUUGAUUUUCAAAGUUGCAGUAUAAUUCGCUAAAGCUGAAGUGAAGAGCUCAGACUAACAUCACUCGAUCCGUAUUACUAUCAGACUAAUGAAAUGAGGUAUAGAUCGCUAACUUGUCAACCAAAACGUAUUUUGGGUUUCUUCGAAGAAGAUAUAAAACCAUACGUGCAUUUUGCCAACCGGCAACGUUAAAAGAUUACUGGGUUUAAACCAAACGUUAUACGAAGGUGCGAAAGUAGAGAUCAAAUACGAAAAGGAACUUUACGAAGCACAAAUUCUGAAAAUUCACGGUAAGUUUAAUGUUAGAAAUAUAAAUAUCUAGGAUUCUAGGUCUGCAACGCUUGUGUAUAAGCAUAAAACGUGGUGUGAAAUCGCUAACAUGAAUAUUUUCCGACGCCCACGGUUUGUUUAUGAAAAGCGAAACGCGAUAAUUUCCGACGAUCUACGAAUAGAACUCUUUCUCAGCUGCGUCCUCGCCCGCAGACGCAAAGCGGACGCAUGGCGCCCGCACAGUGGACGCACCCGCAAGCGCCCGCAGACGCACAGUGGACGCACGAUGGACGCACGGCGCCCGCAGGACGGACGCACCCGCGGGCGCCCGUGGACGCACAGUGGACGCAAGAUGCCCGCGUCUUGGACGCGGUUUUUGAUAAGUUAUUUCUUGGCAGUACUGAUCAAAAAAGUUGAAAAAUCCUGCCUAUGGAUACUAAAGAUAAAAAAUAAGCUGAAGCGAUUCAAUAGAUUUAUUGUCAAGCCCGAAAUGUUCUUUUUUCCGACCUAAAUGAAAAAAACCCCAAGUAUUUCUUUGACGUACAGUAUAGGUAUCGAAAUAUCAGUGCUAAAUGUUUAGUUCCAAAUGCUCAGCAUAUAUUCAGCUAUACUUCGAAAAAUAUACGUUAAAAUAUAAAUGCUGGAACGAAGGACUUGUACUCAAGCAUAAAAUUUAAAAAAAAAUACUUUAAAACGGCAGUUUUUAUACAUGAUUUCUAGAAUUAUUUCAGUCAUAUAUUUUUGUAAAUGUUGUCAUGAACACAAUGUUUUCGGCAAGUACAAUUUGUUGUUGCGUGUCGAAAGAACAUUUAAUGAUUAGGAAAAUAAAUAGUUUUAAUCGCUUUACCUUUUUAUUGACUUGUUGAGUAGAAAGGCAUCUAUUGCAUAAAAAAUAAAGGCUUUUUAUCUUGUCGUUUCAUGCCAUGCAUGCUUGGAUUAAAGCACUGGAUUAAAGUAACAGACACAACUGAUCUCAAAUGUAGUUCGCAACACUGGAGUUUUUAGGAAUUCAAUUAAGCAUCGAGCAAAAAAUAAAUACGUUAUUUACCGUUGAGGUUGGUCCGUUCUUGAAAAAUAUUUUCCCUCCGUCUCAGACCUCGGGAAAAUAUUUUGCAGUACGGACCUCCCAGUCGGUAAAUGACAUAUAUAUUUUGCUAAUUUGCUAUCUAAUACAUAUAUGUUGUUUUCGUAUAUAUAGAAUAAAAAUGUGAACAUUGAAGAUGAUGAGUUACUUAAUGGUAUCCUGGAAGACAUGAACGUGCCGGUAAGAUGGCGAAGUUUCUAUCAAUGUACAGUAUCAAUUAUAUAUGUUUGGCACAAUUUACCAAUUUCUUUUUUCUAGAAACCUGUUAUCAAGACCCCAGCUAAGGGACCUAUCAGACAGGGUGGCAGGUACAUAAAUUUUAAGCCAGUUACAGUCGAGCAAGUUUUCUUAUGACAGGUUUUCGUAUGACGAGUUGUAAUUUUGCUCUUCUGUAUACGCAACUUUGCCAAAUUUUAGUAUGACAAAUACACUUGCUAGUAUGUUAAAAACUGGUAUGCUUUUCGUCUAUAUAUAUAUAUAUAUAUAGGCAACUUUGCUAAAGCUAGUAUGCUAGCCUUUGAACAAGUGCGCAAAGUACAAAUUUUGUUCAUCUGUAUGGGUCAACAAAUUUGAGCACUUGCAUGCGGUUGAUUGACCGAUAAUCGGUAUCUGCAUCGGGCUGAUUUUUGCCUCAUCGGUAGACAAUCGGAAUCGAUAGAAUUAUCUAUAUUUCCGAUUGUCUAAAACCGAUUGUUGAGAAAAUACACACUUUAAAAAUUAUAUGCAUUGCACGUUGACACACGUUGCGUUUUAAUGCAAUAUGUUAAAUUAAUGCAUGAAGCGUGCCAUUUAUUAGUGGUUUUAACGAUCUUUGGUUGCAGUAACAUGUUACGUUGGAAAUUAUCGUUAAUAAUCGACAUGAAUGAUGUCACCUUAACUCGGUCGACUGAUAUUAUGACGUCAUUAUGAAAUCGCGAAAUCUGGCAGAUUACACGUUGGCUUGAAGAUAUGACUUUUAUCUUCUCGUGUUAAAAACAAUAUUUUACUCACUCGCUGCGCUCGUUCGUAUAAUAUUGUUUUCACCACUCGAAGAUAAAAGGUCAUAUCUUCGCGCCGCCGUGUAAUUUCCUCUAUUUACCAAAUUACUGGAAGCAUGCAAUAUCGUGGGCAUUGUGUUGUUUAAUAUGUCACACCAAGUGAUCAUCAUUCAUCAGUAGUAUUGUUUACAUAACAGAAUGCACUAUUUUUUAAGGGCCGCUUACAGUAUGUGUGAGUGCUGAACACUGACACCCCCUGUCCUACCAGCUCAUAGCUGUAGAAGGUUUUGAUCUGCUUCAGCUUGUUUUCGUGACGAAAUGCCAUCGUCCAUAAUAUAUCUGGACUAUAUAUUCAAACAUUUUAUGAUAAAAGUUCGCGAUGAAGAAUUUAUUGUACUGUACCAUCCUGAGUCCUGACAUCGUUUUCAAUUAUUCCUUGUUUUAAUUAGUGUAUUGUAGUAUUUUAGAAAAAUGCCUUUAUGUGUUUCAAAAAAAGACUUUCUAUAUUAGUUCUGCUUAUUUCGUGUUUUAGGACACCAAAAAGUGCUGGCCCCAGAAAAGCAAUGCCACGUCGAUUGCAGGUAAGAAAACGUUCCAGUGUAAUGCUGUAAUUUCGAUGCACUCACGUCAGGCUUUUAGUCAGGGAAUCUGACAAUAAUCGUCCACGAAUUUUUAGGUCUCAAAAUGACAUGUUGAUUUUAGCUCGGUCAAAAUCUGUUUUUGACAGGUCAUUAGUACGCAAACACGGCCUAAUGAAAAGCAACGAAAACCUUGUAAACAUUUUAUAGUUGAUUACCUUCCAUUUAUAAAGAUGUUUUAAUAAUGAUAAUGAUAAUAAUAACUAACAAUGAAACAAGUAAUAACGAAUUUUAAAGAUUUCCCGAGAAAUCUUUAGUUUAUAGUAUGGAGCAGGUAGGGAGGGCAAGUACGUACACUUUGAACUAAGAUAUUUGAAAAUUUGUAUGUCUUGAUGUUUGUGGUGUUACUCUGAGUGUGCAUCCACACCGGACAAGCUGAAAAGUUUGCCUGACCGCGGUGGGAAUCGAACCCGCGACCUUUGGGAUACUAGUCCAGUGCUCUACCAACUGAGCUACGUGGUCAAGUCGGUUCGCAGGGCUCGAAAUAACGUUCCCAACGUUCCCGAUCAUGGUGAUCGGCAAUCACGACUUUUUGCCGAUCAAAUAAAAAUCUGACCGAUCAGGAGCAUUUGCCUGAGUUUCCUUGAAAAAGUUCUAAAUAUGCCAAUACACAUCUGAACAGGAAGUUUAACUUCAUUUCAAAUUCAAGUUUAUUAAAUCUACGACAUUUAUAGACUUAUAUAAUAAAUACCAAUAGUAACAGAGUAACACUUUUCAAGUUUUAAUUAAUUAUAGUUAUUGCAUUUUUUCACACAAAAGCAAGAAACUCAGCAGCAUUAUCAAUUAAGAACUAAAACUUAUUAUUUUAUAUUAAAAGAGAAAAUCCUACUACUUUUCACAUGUUUUUGAAUGUGUUUUAUAUUACUUUUAUCUGUCUUUUACCGCAUACAGGCAAGCAUGUCUUUCAGACAAUGGUCAAAUAUAUUUCUUGCCGAUCAAGAUGAACGGCAACGUUGCUUCUUCGCCGAUCAAAAACAAUUUCCUGCCGAUCAUUGAUCGUUGAUCAGCCGUUAUUUCGAGCCCUGGUUCGGGUUGAUGAUAUUUCGGAACUGAGUCUAGUUCCUUCGAUAUCAAUGAUAUUCUAAGAUAUGAUCCUUUUUGUGUGUGUUGGUGUUAUGUACUCAGGUGAAUAUGAUGUUUACGAUGUUACUCUGAGUGUGCAUCCACACCGGGCAAGCUAAAAAGUUUGCCUGACCGCGGGGGGGAAUCGAACCCGCGACACCUUUGGGAUAGUAGUCCAAUGCUCUAGACCAACUGAGCUACAGACCCUCUUCCCAUCGUUGUUCGACGAGUUAUUAGUAGCAGGAAAAUUCCAAGGUACCGAUUUUCUGGAAAAUUGAUAACAACAAGUAUUUUAAUCACUUUCUUGAAGUAAUCACUUUAAGGUGGUAAGUGAAUACUGCAGUGCAAGUCUUCGCGCUUCGGUGAAUAUCCUUGCACUAUUUACCUCCACUUCGAUGAAUAAUUGUUAAAUAUCAGUCGUAUCCAGUAAUUGUUUAAUACUUAAUAUUUGUAGCCACCAGCUGCGCCAUCGUAUUAUAACGAAGCGUAUAGUGAACCUGUUCUUCGAGCUUCAAAGAUCUCAACUCCACCUCCUUUGGUGUCUAAAGCAGCGAAAGAGAGGAAAGCAAUAACGCCUCAGUCAUCAAAUGUUUUCAAACAAGAGGUAAAGAUUGAAAUGAAAGAUGAAGAAGAAUCAAUGGAAACAGCUUGUUUUAAUGGCGAUGAUGGAGUCAUGGAUUAUGCUGGUGGGUAUUGCUGUUUACUAAAUAUCUACAUAGAUGUUUCAUAGAGAGAACAUUCUAGAUACGUGGCACAGUGCGAAGUCAGGGGCGGCGCUAGACCUCUUUGAAUGAGGGGUGUAAGUGAAUUUUGCCGAGUUAUCAAGGCAAAUUUUGCCGAGUCACUACAACCACUAAUUAAUACUUCUUUCCCCACAAUUGUUGGCCAGCGUUGUUUGAGGGCCAAAGUUGAGGGGGGACGCAACAUCAAAAAUGUCCCGGACAGCAUAUUUGUUCAUCUUAUUUUACCGUUGUUCGUUCCAUUUUUUCCUAACUUUUUCGUAAAUUUCUCCACAUUUUAGCUAUCAUUCUUAAUUUUUAAUCGGUGUCACUCAACUAUUUUAUUUUUUCCCUUCCUAUCCAAAUCCAUGUUUUGCCGACUGAGAUUCAAUAUUUUGCCGACUACCUGAUGACUGGGAGGGGGUGUUCUACCCCCCACACCCUCCUCUAGCGCCAGCCAGCCCUAUACGAAGUCCGUGUAAGUUGAAUAUCUUGCUGGGCGCGGGUCAUGUAGGCUAUGGCUGCUGCUUAAAGUACUGUAAUGCUGCUUGUGGUAAUCAUGAAUGCUACUUACCGCCAUCUCUCUAUUAACUGUUAACCCCCAUAGAUACGGAAAUCUAUUAAACCUCCCUCUUUUAAUCCCCCCGCUUUAUCACGUCCCCUCUCUAUUGAGCCCUUUAUAUUUCUUUUAAGCUCCCAUUUGCACAAAAACGCACGUGUUUUGAUUGGAUUGAUUGAUUCUCUAAUAACCCCCCCCCCCAAAGGUUCCUGAUAUAGCCUCCUCCACAGGCAUCUAUUUAGGGUUAGGGUCGAAACCUAAACUCUUAUCACCCUAACCCUAGACUGUAAGAUUACGACUAAUGGACUGCGUUGCAUUUAAGAUUAGCGGUUUUGCAUUUUCAUAUUUCUGAGAGAGAGAGAAAGGAAAAGUUUAUUAAAAUUUUCACAUCGCAGUCCGGGGACUGAAUUACGUGUCAAUUACAAAGUAAUUUAAAUCCUACUUCUACUAACUAUUAUGCAUGCAAUACUAAAACUUACAUUAGAAUAUCGAUAUGUAUGAAUUAUAUUAAGAAUAUGAAUUAUAUUAAAAAUAUCUACUAUAAAUAUUUAUUAGGGUCUUAUCGUUGAACUUUUGAAGCGUAAUAGUUAAUAAAACUGUCUUUAAAACGAUUCGUCUUCAAAACCGGCAAGUCAUAUUUUGAAGUGGACCUAAGAUUUAUAUUAUUUGAAUUUAGUGGUGGUAGUAAAUCCGCUAAUUUAUGGUUAUUGUUAAUCGAUACUGAGUUAAAAAGUUCUCUGCAUAGUCUGUCUCUUCGAUCCGCCAAGGAUUGUAGGCCUGUUAAUUUUAACGCGUCACCAUAACGUUCCUCUGGGUAGAGCAUGCGAAGAGCUCGUUUCUGUAUUCUUUCAAUUUGAUUAGACAAAUACUCUGGCAAAUUGCUAUGAAAUGUCUGGCAAGCAUAUUCUAGAGUUGAUCGGAUGCACGUACAGUAGAAUUGCACUAAAGCAUUUACGUCCACACCUGCUCUUUUUAAUAUUCUUAGAAGAUACAGCCGCUUUGAUGCCUUAUGGGUAAUCUCGGUUACAUGAUCAUUCCAUUUAAGAUCUUCCCUAAUAGUUACACCAAUUAUUUGCACAUUGCACGACUUCACACAUUUUGCAGAUUGCACGACUUCAAAAGAUAGGUCGUUGACAGUUAUUGGGUCGUCUAUAUGUCGAUGUCUAGUCUGUUUCACUCGAUCUAUUCUAUCGUAUCCUCGCCUGCCAGGCGAUUGAAACUUUUAGCAGCUCAGACGCAAGAUGGCCAAAACCUUACAUAGAACUUGUUUCGCUUAACUUGUUUGUUUCUAAAUAACAUUCUCAGCAGAGGACACUCAUGAGAAUAACGAAAAUAUCGAGGAAGAUGUUAAGCCGAAUGUUGACGGUGACAAUGGUCUGGAUGUUAUGGGAGAUUUUGCUGUGGAUGAUUUUGAUACGGAAGACAUGGAAGCACUAGAUGCCGUGGAAGAGAAGGCCUUAAAAACUGAAAAAGUAAGUUCUAAACAAUCUUGUCAAUUUCCAUACUACCCUAAGUUGAUAUAACACGAAACUGCUUAUUUUCUUAAACAAAAAAACUCUUAAAGUGUCACUAACCGCAAAUAUAAUUUUUGGUAUGUGCAAUACUUGGGUCAUUCGAAGAAGAAACGUAAUUUAUCUUUAUAGUAAAAAACCUCAUCUUGAUCAACUUUCUCACUGUCAAAGUUUCCGGAUAUGAUGUCAUUAGGUGAAUAUUUGGUACAGAAAACAAAGGAAAACUAAUUUGCAAUUCACAUAAUGACAUCAUAUCCGCAAACUUUGUCAGUGAAAGGUUGAUCAAGAUGGAAUGAUCUUGCUAGAAUGCCUCGUAAAUUUUAUUGCAAAAUGCAAAUUGAGUGAAUUUGCAAUCGGAUUUUGUCACAGCAAAAAAAUGUAUAAUGUGAGAAUUUUUUUUGUGAUCUGACCAAUGUCCGAUCAAAAUUACUUUUGCUCGGACAUUUGCCAAAUUUAGUCGCACAUUGUCCGACAGUAAUUUGCAGCCCUGGAUCACUAUUGUUUUGUGAAACCAAUCAGCGGUGCUGAAAAAUGUCCGGCAGCGCCAGCAGCUCCGCUUCCAGUUCCACCUGUAGUGGUCGGGUUUCCAGAAUUCCAGUCACAAAUGGGUAUAAUACAUGUACAUUUUGUUUUAGAAAGAGGAAAAUACACAGAGUAAAAACAGAGGAGCUUCCGAUUUAACUAAGGCAAAGUAUGCAACUAUAAUACUCCCGUAAUGUUCUAUUGGACAAACUAUUAUGUUUACUAUUUAUGUCGUAUUAAACUACACAACACAUAUAUGGAAAUUUAAAAAAAAAAUUCUAAAUUUUAUAACUUGCCAGAAUCCAGUUUGACAGUAUUCAACCAGGCGAAGCUUUUGAAACCAUAAGAGGACAGAUGCAUGCCAAUCCUAAUGAGGUAACGUAAGCCGUAUAUUAUAUGAGAUUAUUUUCUUUAUAUGACCCUAUCGUUUGCAGGAAACUACAUAUUGCGAAAUGAUGCGUUGAUGGUGUUCGUUGUUUGAUGGUGUUCGUUAAAUUUUGCAUUGCUUUUGAAUUUUAUUUGCCAGCGGUCUUGAAUGCGAUAUUUGCUUUUCAGGAAUUUAAAGAAAUCAGCGUGGAUUCAUCAUCUUUGAAUCUCACUACGAAUGAAGAAGGUGAGAAUGUAGUUCUGGUUGUAAUUUCAUAUCCUGUAACCAGGCGUAGAAAGUACUUACGCGCACCGUAUAACCCCAUGGGCCGGUUGUUCGGUUGACCUGAAAUUCAAAGCGAACUUCCCAACUGCUUAUUUAUAGAUUUGGAAAUAUUUCUUUAGAAAUUUUGUCUGGAUCAGAAGAAGUGUUCUUCUCUGAAGUUUUAAAAUAACUACGUGCAGAAAUACAUAAACUAAAACAGCAGGUUUUAACCCAGGGUUAGCGCUAAUCCAGCUCAUAACAACCGACUCCAUAACCCUAACCGUAAAUGUAGGUAUAUAACCAGGCUUUUAGUCAGGAUGUCAAAAGUAGCCGUCCAAUACAGUACUGUAGGUUACCAUGGGUGUGGUUACUUACUGUAGUUCAUGGGCAUUGGUAAAGAAACAUGGCGCUUGAAAUGGCUUGUCACAUACUCAGAAUUGAGCGUGUAUUUUUCGUCCAGAAAAUUUCGAAAUGGAUCAAUAGCUAUAUAAAGUAAGCAGGAGCGGACACGUUUUGGGUGAUCUAUGAACUGUUAAUUCUAAUUCUAUCAGAAUGAGUAUAUCAAACGUUUUCUAAUACAACACUCAAAUGACUCAGUUACAUAAAGAACGUUUUAUACAAUAAAUUUAUCGACAGUCACCUUUUGGUUCAUUUUCUUGCAUAAUACUACUUCUUGCACAUGUAGACUAUAAUUAUUUCUAGUCACAUUCAUUAUUCUGCUUGUAUUUUCACAGAAAAGGCAAAACAUCCAUGUCGCUCCUUGUUGCUUCCAUUUUGAGUUUUUGACAACAUUCGGAACACUUGACACCACGUUCGCAAAGCAAAUUUCAGUAAGGAUGACGCAUGCGCAGACGUUUUCCGCGGUGUUGCCUAUAUCUUUUUCUUGAAGCCAAAUCUUACCUCCAGACACGCGUGUCAUGAUUGACUGAUUAAGCGCUCUUCGCAUGCGUGAAAAGACUGGGACUAGCCUUCAUGUUUGGCUUCAAAUUUCCGGUUGGAGGUUCCGUUCCAGUUAUAUUCAUUUCAAUGGGGUUCCUUACCUCAUGCAUGUAUUAAACAGGAAUGAAAAAUAAAAGGAAUUUGAUGAAAAAUGUCGGCAGAGUUAAACGCCGGCGUUGCAAGUUGUUGCAAAAAUUGUCUGGUGUAACACGGCAUUUUUUGAAGUUGUAUUUUACGUUCACAUUGUACAGGAGAGAAACUGUUCAAGAUGUAUUGGUUUGAUGCUUACGAAGAUAGCUAUGCACAACCAGGUAGCGUUUUUAGUUAUUAAAGGCUUAUUGUCUGAAAUAGAGAGGACUUUAGUUACUACGUUUGAUCCAUGCAUGCAACUGUUCUGAAAUUUUUAUUUUCAAAAUUUUAUUUUCAAACAAUGAAGAAUCAUCAAGUAAAAAUGUUUACAAGUAUAUAUACCAGCAACCUCAAAAAUGUCUACUUUUUUGUGUAAAAGAUUAAAGAUUUCUGAACCUUUUCAAGAUUCAGAUUGUUUGAUAUGCUGCAUCGGACAUGCAUACUCUCGUGAUCAAACCAGGGGUGGAUUUAUAGGGGGUUGCACAGGGAUGCGCACCCCUGUUGACCUUGGUCAACAGGGGUGCAAGGGGGGGGGGGGCGGUGUGCAAAAAAAAUCAAAUUCAGAAAUGUGGCAUAAUUUCCAAGGUUUUUCCUUUUUUGAAGUCAAACUGAAGCUCAUAAUUCAAUGCCCAUAUCGCAGGAAAUGGCAUUUCUAGGGUUAACAUUUUCCAGGAGCAUACCCCUGGAUCUCCUAGGGAGCUCGCGCGAGCCCGAGUUGUUCGGAAGCCAAUUCAUUUAAAUGCUCUCCCACCACCCCCUAAAGAAUUAUAAAGAAAUACUCGGCUGCUCACCCAGCAGCCCCCUAGAAAAACCUUGCUGGAUCCACCCCUGGAUCAAACAAAAUGAAAUAUAUAUUUAAAAAUAUUUUUAAAAAUAAGUCGAUACAAUGUUGCGGUUAGUUUCACUUCCAAUACACCCUUUUCAUAAAUGGCUGCCGAUUGAAAAUUAUGUGCAUAUAAAUUGGCCCAACUAGCCUCGUUUCUGAGUAGCGGCAGCCAUUUAUGAAAAGGGUGUAUUGAAAUGGAUUUUGCUGCAUGGUUAUUUACAUAUAUAAUAUGUAUUUAUCCACCUUUUGAACGAAAUAGGCUUCGUGUGCAACUGGCUCAUGUAGUAGUUAACUGUUAAGUCAACGUAAACAUGCACAGGAAAGCUCCUAGUAUACAACGAUUUACAAUCAUAUGUGGGCCAGCCCGGCUAGCCAGGAUGAAUCGUGUCACGAAGAUUUUUCCUGACCAUAAAAUGUCGUUGGAAUGAACUUUAUUAACUGUUACUGGAAUCAAACUAAACUAAGCUAAUUCAACUUGAAACCUCAUUUUGGAUGUUUAUCAAAGCCAUGAUGAGAGCUUUAUUCUAAACGAAUCAUCCCAACUACAACCUGGCCAGCCCUGGUCCAUAUUAACAGCCCCUUACUUGUGAUUUUUGCGAAGCAAUUUAUUAAGGGUUUCAGUUCUCUAAGAGAUGUUGCUGUAAAUUACUAUAGGAACUGUCUUCGUGUUUGGAAAAGUAUGGGUUGAUAGUGCCAAAAGUUACGUCAGGUGAGUUUGAGGUGUUGUACAUGCACACUGAUGGCUUAUACAACCUUUAACACCGUUUUCUAUUACGGUCGCUUUGCCCGCGCAAGACGAGUCUCGAACUAGUGAGCUCUAUAUAUCUGGGGCAAAAACUUCAGUCAUUUGACCUAUGGAGCCAAGAUGGCGGAAAUUGAUGUCAAAGAGCUAUGGAGGUCGUAAACACAAGUUACUUUCAGGACCGCCGAGAUCUUUUCGGGCACCCGGGGCGAAAAAUAUUUCGGGGGCCCUGUUCGUUCUCCUCCCCUCCCUCCUUUCACCAACUUUUUGUCCAUACAAAAUUUCGGUACUUUGCCCAAAAAACAGAAAUGUUUCGCCCGAAAAAUGACUGAGGCACCCCAAAAAAUGACUAGGGGCAGGGGAAAUCCCCCCCCCCUCUCGGCCGGCCUGGUUACUGCAUCAGUUUAUAAAACCAUUGUGUGAUUCUUUUAAUCGAUGACAAAAUCGGAAAUUUCGGCACACUCCUUGCCAGCUUCGUGUUAACCGCGCAGAUAAAAACAAUAGAAAGGGACUGGAACUGACGUCAAAUAGCUCUUCGAUUUCCGCCAUAUUGUCUUCACUUUUUUUGGACUUGAGAAUUCUCGCUCCAUUCUAUUCUUUCGCUUUUUAAUAGCUGCUGUGUUAUCGUGAAGAACAUUGAAAGAACGUUAUUUUUCCUACCUCGGGACAAGGUAUUGUACCCACGAGGUUGUCGCGCAUGACAGACACAUAGAUAUAUUAUUUGACUAUUUGCUCAAAUGGAGAUUGGCUAUCUUCGAAACACUCGGCAUCCCAAGCCCUCUGAAAACGUCUUGUUUCGUAAAAUGUUUUAUUAACAACAAAAUUUCGUUGUUAAAUAGUGAGUCGAACGAGUCAACCUAGAAUUGACCAUUUGCGUAAUAGACUAAAUUUUGAUCUCAACAAAAAUUUCAUUACAGCUUGAAAGAGUAUCACAAAAUUAGUAAUAUUCCAAAGUUUCGUUGCGAAAUGUUGUAAAAUGCGGAAAAUAUAGCCUUGCGAAAUUUGCAAUUUUCAGUCAUUUUAGAUUACAAACCGGAAAUUGACAGCCUCGAAGGGUUUGGGGCUGUCAAUUCCCCGUUUGUAAUCUAAAAUGACUGAAAAUUGCAAAUUUCGCAAGGCUAUAUUUUCCGCAUUUUACAACAUUUUGCAACGAAACUUUGGAAUAUUACUAAUUUUGUGAUGCUCCUUCAAGCUGUGAUGAAAUUUUUGUCUAGACUUGUUUAGUUCAAAAUUUAGUCUAUUACGCAAAUGGUCAAUUGGUAAAUACUGUAACUAAAAACUUUAAGUAUCUUUAUUCCGAAAUUCUUAAAUUUUUAUCGGAAAUGAGAAUAAUUUCUAUAUCAUGCAGGCAAUGAUAAAUUUUGUACCCAAUUCUUAAUGGUGGAAAAGUGCGGUAUCGACAGACCAUUUUAAAACCAUCGUUUUUGACUAUUUUUAUUGCAAUGUUACAAAAAAGAUGCUGUAUCAUUGGACAGCUACAGUAGAUCUCAAACGUUUAUUGGUUUGGAAAAAGUUGAUCUAUAGACCUAACACAUGACUUGUCAAAGUUUGAUGACUUUUUUGAUAACAGCCUAAUGUUAGGCUACUACCAAAAUUAGCCGACUUGACUAAAUUACUGUACAUCGUAAGUAAAUAUAAUGCUCAAGGUACAUGCAGGUAUACCGUACAUAUACAGAUCACGUCGUAGUUUCUGAGUGCGUACGAUUAUUAUUUAUACGAGGUGUGAAGAAUCGAUGCAGACGAACGAGUCCAUGAGUGCAGCGACUUCACUAAACCGGGCGCCAUGUUUAUAUUUAAUUAUGAAAGCGCCAAAAGAACAUUGCGACGGCAGAAAAUACUAGCCGAUAAAAAUGCUAUGACGAUUAUUCCGCUCAACAUGUGAGAAAAAUCGGCUGACCGAUCAAGACGCUAAGACGAUUUCAUGUGUGAAAAAUGUCUGUCAUUGGGAUAUGAUUUUUGUUUCAGCUGUCGAUUUACUGCUGCACGGAGCAUCUCUAUAGUGAUUUACGUAAUAUAUUAAGAUUUGGGGCAUCUCACUUGAUAUACCAGUGGAAAUUUCGAUUGGAUUUUUAUACAUUUAUUACACCUAACCAGGAGCGAAGAAUGGCGACUGCGAAAAAUCGUAACUGCUCCUGGUUAGAUAAACGUAUAAAAUUUCGUCUCGAAAUUUCCAUCUACAAAUCCCUUCGAAAAUGUGAUAUAUACACGCAGGUAAUAAUAACUGUAGUAUUUAAUGUAAUGAUUGUUUUAGAAACUUGCUCCAGAUGGAACAGAGAUCGAUGAGACUGUUGGAUUCACUGAUGUGUACCAGGUGCGUUUUACUUUGAUCGCGGUGAAUAGCAGAAAGGGAAUGCCAGAGAGGGAAACUCAGAGUUUGCUUUAGGGUUAGAGUAAGAUUUAGGAUUUUUGUAAGGAUUUGGGGCAUUUCACUCGAUGGAAUUUUUAUAUAUUUUUAAGACCUAACCACAUCGGCCCUCUGACAGUAAUCUAACCUGCGGCCCUGCGAUUCCUGUGCCAGUUUCCCUACCGACCCUAAUGUUGUUUUGGAUGUGGUCAGGGCCGGAUUAACGUCGCGCGAGGCCCGUGGCAGAUUUUAGCGCGAGGCCCCAACCCCCCGUUAUGAAAACCUUUGAAUUCAAAGACACACAAAAUUGUUAAGUAAUUGCUUUCAAUAUUUCAAUUGAUUGGCAUCAAUUGUAAACAAUUGCCUGCCUGGCCCAGUUGUUGGGUCAACAAGUAUAAACAGGAUCAUAUAUAACAGAUCAGCGCAACUGGAGAUUACAUGCAUACGAGUAUUGUAUAUUUUCCUGGGGGUAAACUGCCAAUCCUAGGGGCCCUAAAUGCGCGAGGUCCCUAAUUCGCGAGGCAUCUAAAUUCGCGAGGCACCUAAAAUGGGCGUGUCCCAAUAGAAAAUAGGCGUGUUCUCGUAAAAAUGGGAGUGGCACAGUAAAGCGCGAGGCCCCCAUAAGCGCGAGGCCCGCGGCAUAUGCCGCAUCUGCCACGUGGUUAAUCCGGCCCUGGAUGUGGUUGGGUUUAUUUACCUACCGACCCUUUUUUCCUGGCUGCUCGCUUUAUGAUACAACGUGCAUGACGCCAAAAAUGGCGCCCAUUGCCCACAGUUAUUGCUUCUUGAAAUGUUUAUGUGUUGUGACGAUGCCAGCUGAUCACACUCUGCCAUUGUUGGCCAAUGUCAACUGCCAAGCAAAAAGAUUUUCAAAAAAACUUUUUCCGACCUGUGUCUCGGUUAUUGAUUGUUAAAGGUUUUAACGAUUUUGAGAAUUACAGUAGUAGCUGUCAGUGUUCAAACCUCUGUAACGCCCAUCCUUUUUGGCAACGAAUGGCCUAAAAUUCAUACAGUAUGUUUAACAAUUGUGAUUACAGGAAUUUAACGACGACAUUGCUGAUAGGUACAAAAUUAUGAAGUUUUCUGCGAGG